Sycon ciliatum is the source of this 629-nucleotide messenger RNA. RefSeq names its product nucleoside diphosphate kinase B-like. Gene Ontology annotation, biological process: CTP biosynthetic process; GTP biosynthetic process; UTP biosynthetic process. The transcript has 5 exons. NCBI's taxonomy places the organism in Eukaryota, Metazoa, Porifera, Calcarea, Leucosolenida, Sycettidae. Bases 78 to 533 code for a protein of 151 amino acids. Gene Ontology annotation, molecular function: nucleoside diphosphate kinase activity. The record is from RefSeq and is a predicted model, not a curated record.
CGUGGAUUUUAGCUGGCCCGUUCUACUGUUUUCUUUCUUCUGGAUUGUUGUCUUUGUUGCUGCAAUCAACUUCCAUCAUGUCUGACGAACGUACCUUCAUCAUGAUCAAGCCCGAUGGCGUCCAGCGUGGACUCAUUGGUGAGAUCCUCGGACGAUUCGAGCGCAAGGGCUUCAAGCUCGUUGCCAUGAAGUUCCAGCAGUCGGAUGUCGCACAUCUGGAGAAGCACUACGACGACCUGAAGGCCCGUCCCUUCUUCCCCGGUCUCGUCAAGUACAUGGCAUCCGGCCCAGUGUGCGCCAUGGUGUGGGAAGGUUUGAACGCUGUCAAGACUGGACGUGUCAUGCUCGGAGCCACCAACCCAGCUGACUCCGCACCAGGAACCAUCCGUGGUGACCUCUGCAUCCAGGUUGGCCGCAACAUCUGCCACGGCAGCGACUCCGUCGAGAGCGCCAACAAGGAGAUUGACCUGUGGUUCAAGAAGGAAGAGCUUGUCAACUGGACCUCCACCCAGAAGUCUUGGGUGUACGAAUAAAUUAUUUUCUUCCAACUGUACCGAUUUCAAGACUCGAGCUUUAGUUUGAAUGUCCAUCUGAUUCUUCCGCAGUGAAACAAGAUUGUAGAAAGCCAG